AUGGUUAACCCCACAGUUCUUCUUCAUGAUCAAGAUAAUGAACCAAAAACGAUUCCUCCAAAAAGGCAAGAAACCCUCAUUGUGGACCCUCCCUUAGAGGUCGGGGUUACAAAGAAAGUCAGAGUGAGAAUCCUUCCUAAAUCUAACAUUCAUGAAUUGGGAAAGCUCAAUGCCCUGGUGAAGGCUUCCAAUGCUCCUCAUGCUCUUGUUAUGUCUACUAUUCAUGUCAACACACUUCUCAGUCAAACCCAAGCAUACGAGAAGCAAUUGGAGGAGAAUAGG
This is a messenger RNA of Ilex paraguariensis (yerba mate), 282 nucleotides long. The record is from the annotation of a GenBank genome assembly. Lineage: Eukaryota; Viridiplantae; Streptophyta; Magnoliopsida; Aquifoliales; Aquifoliaceae.